AUGGGGACGGGCUAUGAGGGUUUGGAGGGGGAGGUGGAAGGGGGAGGGGUUGGAGGGGGAGGUUUGCUGGUGUUGGAGGGGGAGGCGGUUGGGGUUGCUGUUGUUGUUGUCGCCGCCGCCGGGGGUCGGGGAGCGAAUCUGGAGGGAGACGCUCUCUUCGCGCUCCGAAAGAGCUUGUCGGAUCCGGAUAACGUGCUGCAGAGUUGGGACCCGACUCUCGUUAAUCCUUGCACUUGGUUCCAUAUCACUUGCAAUCAGGACAAUCGCGUCACUAGAUUGGACCUUGGAAAUCUAAAUUUGUCAGGUCAUCUUGUCCCUGAACUUGGAAACCUUGAGCACUUGCAGUAUCUGGAGUUAUACAAAAAUAACCUUCAAGGUGUAAUCCCAUCAGAGCUUGGUAACUUAGAGAGCUUGAUAAGCUUGGACUUGUACAACAACAAUAUCUCUGGGACUAUCCCUCCAUCGUUUGGAAGACUAAAAUCUCUAGUAUUUUUGCGGCUUAACAACAACCAGAUAACUGGUCAAAUCCCAAGAGAGCUUGUUGGAAUUUCUAGCCUGAAAGUUGUAGACGUCUCUAGCAACAAUCUUUGUGGGACAGUUCCUUCUUCUGGACCUUUUGCACACAUUCCCUUGAAGAACUUUGAGAACAAUCCUCGACUUGUAGGCCCAGAGCUGCAGGGACUCGCAACAUAUGAUACAAACUGCUAGAUGGUGAUGAGGACGCGAGUCACAGGAGAUGACUCAACUCUUAUUUCGAACUUAAAAUCUGCAUAUUGUAAACCAACCUAUUGGUAUUAUUGAACUGUAUUUGAAGCUCAUGAAUGGGCUCUCUCUAUGUUGCAUGUAAGAUAGGUUGGAGGCUUCCUCCUGCU
Molecule: messenger RNA, 872 nt
Organism: Asparagus officinalis (garden asparagus)
Lineage: Eukaryota; Viridiplantae; Streptophyta; Magnoliopsida; Asparagales; Asparagaceae
Product: LRR receptor kinase BAK1-like
Exons: 7
Coding region: 1-708 (235 amino acids)
Molecular function (GO): protein binding
Source: RefSeq, a predicted model, not a curated record